This is a messenger RNA of Candidozyma haemuli, 672 nucleotides long. Its product is annotated as 5'-deoxynucleotidase. Lineage: Eukaryota; Fungi; Ascomycota; Pichiomycetes; Serinales; Metschnikowiaceae. Bases 1 to 672 code for a protein of 223 amino acids. Gene Ontology annotation, molecular function: 5'-deoxynucleotidase activity. The record is from RefSeq and is a predicted model, not a curated record. The transcript has a single exon. Gene Ontology annotation, cellular component: cytoplasm.
AUGCCCCAGAUGACUGAGCCCUUGUGGACUCCCGAGGCAGCCGUGCCUGAAAAGCUCCACCAUCUUUUGACUAGUAAAUCUAGACUCAACAGCAUGCUUGCAUUCACCCAGAUCGUCAGGCUCUUGAAGACACAACCCCGUACUGGCUGGGUUGACCGUGGUGUCCCAGUUGCCAAGACUGAGUCCAUCGCUGACCACAUGUAUAGAAUGUCCAUCAUCGCCAUGACGAUUCCAAACAAGGAAAUCAAUGUUGACCGUUGUGUAAAGAUCGCUUUGGUCCAUGACAUUGCCGAGUCUUUGGUGGGAGACAUUACGCCAUUCGGCGGCGUCACCAAGCAGGAGAAGCACCGCAGGGAGCUGGAUACCAUCGACUACUUGGUGAAGGUCGUUUCACCUUACAACAGCGAUUUCGCCAAAGAGAUGAAAGAGUUGUGGCUUGAGUACGAGGAGAUCCGUACUCCUGAGGCCGUUUACGUCAAGGAUAUCGAUAAGUUUGAGAUGAUCCAGCAAGCUUGGGAUUACGAACAGGACUAUGGCUUGACAUAUGACUUGAACGAGUUCUACAACUCGAGAUCAGCCAUCAAAACCCCAGAGAUCGGUGAGCUUUGUGAUGAGUUGAUUAGACAACGUACUGAAUUUGUGGAACAGCAAAAGCAACUCCAACAAAAAUAA